AUGGAAGAAGAAAAGAUAUUCCACCCCUUUACUGUCAUUCCGAAUAAUUACGAAACCGGGACAAAUUUUCCACACAAGAAAAGGAAAGAUAAUUUCACACGUGUAAUGUCAUUCCAAAAAUGUGUGUGCAAGGAAAUAAUUGAUCGAAUGGCAAAGGAAAAAAUAUUCCACCCCUUUACUGUCAUUCGGAAUAAUUACCAACCGGGGACAAAUUUUGCCCAAACGAAAAGGGGAAAUAAUUUCACACGUGUAAUGUCAUUCCAAAGAUGUGUGUACAAGGCAAUAAUUGAAAGAGUGACAAGCGGCCCAAUGUUCCACCCCUUUAGUGUGAUUCAAAAUAAUCAACAGACGGAGAAGAAUUGUGCCCACGGAAAAGGGAAAAAUAAUUUCACAAGUGUAAUGUCAUUCCAAAAAUGUCUGUUCGAGAGAAUAAUUGAGCAAAUGGCAAGCCACCCAAUGUUCCACGCCUUUAGUGUCAUUCAGAAUAAUUACAGGAUGGGGCAAGAUUUAGCACACAGGAAAAGGAAAAAUCAUUUCACCCGUGAAAUAAUGAGUCCGAAAAGAGAAAUUAGGACUAUCUCUUCCAAAAAGCCUAGAAAGCCAAGGAAUUCCCAGACAAGAAGUCGACUCCCAAAACUAACCAAGAAUGAGUUGUGCAGUAUGAUGUGUAUCAAAGUAACCGAAGGGGGUCUUCGCCUCAAGGAACCGGAGAUUACAUUCCCUUUCCCAAUGUGGCUGAAUAGAAAGAAACAGGACACAGUAUCUGAACAGCCGAAAGAGGAUCCGAUACCACCGUCUAAAGUUAGUGAAAAUAAUUGUCAGGAAAAAAUUGAGACGAAGAAGAGUAAUGAAUCCUUCAAUUCCUCUGAUGCGAAAAAUUUGACAGGCAUUGGUUACUAUCUCUAG
Plasmodium inui San Antonio 1 is the source of this 906-nucleotide messenger RNA. RefSeq lists its product as hypothetical. Lineage: Eukaryota; Apicomplexa; Aconoidasida; Haemosporida; Plasmodiidae. The record is from RefSeq and is a predicted model, not a curated record. The transcript has 2 exons. The coding region runs from base 1 to 906 and encodes 301 amino acids.